Molecule: messenger RNA, 1028 nt
Organism: Arabidopsis arenosa
Lineage: Eukaryota; Viridiplantae; Streptophyta; Magnoliopsida; Brassicales; Brassicaceae
Source: the annotation of a GenBank genome assembly
AAAAUUGGACGAAUAGAUUUCAGAAAUUAGGUUAAAUUGGGGAGAAUGUCAGAUGACGAUAUCUGGAGUGAGGAUGAAGAAAUAGACCCCGAAGAAGCGCAAGAGUAUCUACGCCAAGUUCAAGAGUCCGACGGUUUCGAUGUUGAUUACUUUCACAAUUCAUAUGCUCGGAUAAAACCCUUUCAAUUGAAUGAUGAGUAUGGUUAUACACAUGACAUGGAACUUUAUGGUAGAUUGGGACUUCACUGUUACAAUCUUCACAAGGAAACUAACCUCAAAUUAAUCGACAUUCACAAAUACAACACUGAGUUGUUUUUUGGGUACUACAUAACGUUGGAGGCAGUAGACACAUAUACCAACUCUCCAUGCACUUUUCAAACGUGUUUAGUUCCUACAGGGCCUCGGACUACUUGUAUUGGGCCUCAGAGGAGAUGGGAAGAUGAGGUGAUAGAUGAUUUCUACAAAAGUGAAAUGCCUAACUGGUUGACAAAGGAGGAGCUAGCUGCAGCUAAUGAUAAGGGGCAAUACUAUGAGUUGCAAGAAUCUGACUUACUAGGAAAUGAAUGGCUUCAUCUUUAUGCUGAGUUUGCAUUGUCCUUGAACUGGAGAGGAUAUGCGAUGAAGAACUCGAUUCUGAGGCGUUUUCUACCACUGAAGAUCAAGAAGGUAAUUGUACAUACUCGGGAAAGCGGUGAAGAGUCCCCACACUUAAAGCUCAAGGCCAACAACGCCAUCUUCUACAUGAGUUUCAAAGGCAAUAGUGAUCAUCCGAGUGGUAAGCCUGUCGAGUACCAAGCAAUAGUACGGAAAACCAUGGAUGGGAAACCGGGACAUAUUCGUCUAGAAGUUCAGUCUUGGGCGGGCUUAGAAUCCCAGCCAACUUGAGGAUUUUUUGGUGUUAACGUUGUGAAGUUUGUCUUUGGAUUGGUAGUGGUGAUGAUAUUUUUUUACUAGUUUUACUUAUGGUUUCAAGAAUUUAGCACCAUAAAAGUGUAGAAAAAAAUCUCCAAUAGAAAUCGUGAAUCAAC